AUGUUCCGGGUCUUAUUAUGGACGUUAUGGACGUCAGCAGCUCCAUCGUGUGUUCAGCCUCCAUCACCAUCACAUCCAAAUAUUGUUAUACUUAUGGUUGACGAUAUGGGAUGGGGUGAUGUCGCCUCUUACGGCCAUCCCACACAAGAAUACACUGAAAUAGAUCGAAUGGCUAAAGAAGGUACGAGGUUCACUCAGGCCUAUUCGGCAGACAGUAUGUGCAGUCCGAGCCGAGCCGGUUUCAUGACUGGUCGAUUACCGAUUCGUCUCGGCGUUGUGGGCGGAAGACGAGUAUUCAUGCCGUUUGAUAUCGGAGGUCUACCGAAACAUGAGACGACGAUGGCCGAGAUGCUCAAAGAAGCGGGUAUGUUCGACGUCAGAAAGUAUAAUUAA
This is a messenger RNA of Cooperia oncophora, 393 nucleotides long. NCBI's taxonomy places the organism in Eukaryota, Metazoa, Nematoda, Chromadorea, Rhabditida, Trichostrongylidae. The record is from the annotation of a GenBank genome assembly.